CCCCCCCCCCCUAUCAGAUCUCGAUCUGGAACUUUCUUUGCUGUCUCUCUACUCCCAAAGUUGCAAUCUGGCGAAGAUCUGAGGUGUUUUUCGGGUUCGGGCAUUGGCCGGGGUUUAUUACCCAUGACAACAUCCCUAACCCAACCUCUCAAGCUCUUAUCUUGUUACAUGGAGAAUUCUCCUCCCUCAAUCGCUCGAAAGUUGAUCAAGGAGUCAAAGCUAUCAAGAGUUUUCAGUCGGAAGAUACAAAGCGUAGACUAUGCUCCAUUAGUACAAAACUUAAGCCAAAGAACAUUGCCUGAUGUAGCUUAUGAGAUCUUUAUCCAAUCGAAAUCAGAUAACUUGUUGCCAAAUUACCGAACACUUUGUGCUCUUAUGCUUUGUUUUGCUGAAAAUGGGUUUGUUAAUCGAGCACGUACGAUUUGGGAUGAGAUGUUGAACAGCUCUUUGGAGCCUGAUCUCAUUUUUAUAUCAAAGCUUAUUUCUGCUUAUGUGAAGGUUGGUUCUUUAGAUGAAGUUGCUAAGAUCAUCAAGGAUGUAGAAGCAAGGUACUCUAAGCUGCUUCCCUCUGUGUAUUCACUUGCUGUGUCCUGUUUUGGAGAGAAUGGUCAGUUUGAAUUGAUGGACGGAAUUAUAGAGGAAUUGGAUAUAAGGGGAAUGCCGUUAGAUUCCGCCACUGCCAAUGCGAUUGUUAGACACUAUAGUUCUUUUGGUACUUUAGAUAAGAUGGAGCAUGCUUAUGGCCGGCUUAGGAAGUUUGGAAUUGUGAUAGAGGAUGAAGAGAUAAGAGCUGUGUUGCUAGCAUACUUAAAACUAAGGAAGUUUUAUCGGCUACGUGAGUUUUUGUCAGAUGUUGGUCUUUGUAGAAGAAACCUUGGGAAUCUGUUGUGGAAUUCUGUAUUACUUUCAUAUGCAGCUGACUUUAAGAUGAAAAGCUUGCAGAGAGAGUUUAUUGGAAUGCUUGAUGCGGGUUUCUCUCCUGACCUUACCACGUUUAACAUUCGUGCCCUUGCGUUUUCUAGAAUGGCUCUUUUUUGGGAUUUACAUCUCACUCUUGAACAUAUGAGACGUUUGAACAUUGUUCCAGAUCUUGUGACUUUCGGAUGUGUGGUUGAUGCAUACAUGGAUAGGCGACUAGCAAGAAAUUUGGAGUUUGUGUACAACCGAAUGAACUUGGACGACUCUCCUGCUGUCUUAACUGAUCCACUUGCAUUUGAAGUACUGGGGAAAGGGGAUUUCCAUCUUAGCUCAGAAGCUGUUUUGGAGUUCAGUCCACGGACAAAAUGGACGUAUAGAAAGCUAAUUGGAGUUUAUCUCAAGAAGAAGUUGCGCACAUGGCAUAUGCAGUAUCAAUAUUUUCUAUUUUGUGUUAAUUGUGAAUCACUAUAUUUAUGA
Capsella rubella is the source of this 1395-nucleotide messenger RNA. RefSeq names its product pentatricopeptide repeat-containing protein At3g42630. The transcript is spliced from 4 exons. The record is from RefSeq and is a predicted model, not a curated record. The coding region runs from base 124 to 1395 and encodes 423 amino acids. NCBI's taxonomy places the organism in Eukaryota, Viridiplantae, Streptophyta, Magnoliopsida, Brassicales, Brassicaceae. Gene Ontology annotation, molecular function: protein binding.